Physella acuta is the source of this 783-nucleotide messenger RNA. RefSeq lists its product as uncharacterized. The record is from RefSeq and is a predicted model, not a curated record. NCBI's taxonomy places the organism in Eukaryota, Metazoa, Mollusca, Gastropoda, Physidae.
AUGGUCUGUUCAAAAGUUGCGCUCAACAACGUUCAGCAAGACGAGCCUCAGAGAUCGACCCUCCCAUCACUGUAUAGACCCAAUGGCCAAACCAGCUACACCAGUAAUGCUUUCAAACAGAGUUCUUUGCAGGUCCCCGAGAGGGAGGAGCCCAUCGAGAGAGACGAUUACAACCUCCGGUUCAAGAGGUCAUACACGGACCUGGCUCAGAAAAUCUCCAGCCGGUACCCUUCGUCUCCCAGACGAAGAGAAGGUGCCAUCGGCGGAACAUGGAGACAUGUGCGUGAAGUUUUAGGACAUGGUGGGAGUAUGCUGUGUUACAUUGAUGGAAUGGUCAGCAUCCAUGAUAACGAGGCACUGCAGGCUUCUCUCACCAAGAGACCACUCCACCCGCCCUACGCCCCUCUCCGGGAGGACUUUGAAAACAGAACUCAAGAUUGUAUUUUUCCCAGAGUUGACAGUGAUCUAGAGAGGAAAUUAAAACUGGCUUCAAUGCCCAAGAGAAAGGGACACUAUCGUUUCUAAGAGCCAACUCUUUCUACCACACAUUUCAGUAUUAUUUUGUUUUGUUUGUUUUUUUCAUUUUGUGGUGCUUACAAACGCAAUGGAGGGAUGCUAUUUUUAUCAUCAAACAGAUAUAAAAGAAAUUUAAAAUAAAGGGGCAUAAUAAGUGUCAAAUAAGAUUGUAUCAGAAUAAAACUUUGUGUAUAAAAUAAAUAAAAAUUGCCUCAAUUGUUGAGCUAUAUAGAAAAAACAUUCGCUACAAAACACCAAAUGGAAUUU